This is a messenger RNA of Coturnix japonica (Japanese quail), 1315 nucleotides long. It is a transcript of the gene PSMD9, whose product is annotated as proteasome 26S subunit, non-ATPase 9. The record is from RefSeq and is a predicted model, not a curated record. Lineage: Eukaryota; Metazoa; Chordata; Aves; Galliformes; Phasianidae. Gene Ontology annotation, cellular component: cytoplasm; nucleus. Gene Ontology annotation, biological process: proteasome regulatory particle assembly. Gene Ontology annotation, molecular function: protein binding.
CCAUGUUCUCUCCCCCCGCUGCGUCUCUUCCUGCCGCCGCCAUGUCGGAUCGCGGUGGUUGCGGCUCCAUGACUCUGAGCGAGGUGCAGCAGCUGGUGCGGCGCAAGGACGAGCUGGAGGCGCAGAUCCGGGCGUGUUACCAGCUGCUGGACGAUCAAAAGGGCGUGGGCAUGGACGGGCCGCUGGUGGACAGCGAGGGAUUCCCCAGGGCCGACAUCGACCUGUACCAAGUGCGAACAGCCCGGCACAACAUCGCGUGUCUGCAGAACGACCACAAGGCGCUGAUGAAGCAGGUGGAGGAGGCUCUGCACCAGCUGCACGCCCGCGAGAAGGAGAAACACGCCAGGGAUGAGGCGGAGGCGCGAGCUGAGGCCAUGAGCCAAAAUCUGCCAACUGCCUUUGCCAAAGUCAACGUGGUGACACCAGAGUCACCCGCCAGCAUCGCGGGUCUGCAGGUUGAUGAUGAGAUUGUGGAGUUUGGUUCUGUCAAUGCAAACAACUUCAAGAGCCUGCAGAACAUCGCCACAGUAGUACAGCAUAGUGAAGGGAGACCUCUGAGUGUGACUGUGAUCCGCAAUGGCAAGCAAGUGCACCUGGGGCUGACUCCGAAGCGCUGGGCUGGGAAGGGCCUGCUGGGCUGCAAUAUCACUCCAUUGCAAAGAUGACCACUGCUGGGAAGACAAUAAAGAUGAAGCUUGUGCCUGCUUUCUGGACUCUGAUUUGAUUUGAAAGCUUGCCCUGUGACCUUUGUUUUUGCUGAAAUGGGUGUUUCAGGGGCUGUGACCUCUGGGUGGCUGAGCUUGCAGGGUCUGAAGAGGUUCUGAUGGAGCAGGACCUUAAUGCAGUUGGAAUUGCGCUGGUUUGUGAGGAGCAACUCACAGAGUUGCAGGAAGUGGCUUCUCAUCUCUUUGUGCCUUGCGUCAGUUUGGAGUAAGGCUGCAGUGUAACUUGGAUUUCACUUGAUACAGAUUGGGAAGAACAUAAAGUGCUUUUACUUGGUGACAACGUGGCAUUCCUUCAUUUUUUCCUUGAAAUUCCUCAUUUGAACAUCCUGUAAAGCAGGAUACAAAGACCUGGAACAAUUUUUCCUUCUUUAACUUAGUAGAACACACUCAAGAAACACACAGAUCUGUUACUUUAACUCUCAUGUGUUCAUAGCUGCUGGAAAUCACCAAAUAAGAGAGCAAUUUUGGAGUACCUAAUUAUUUUAUUAUGUUAAUUGUUAAUUGGGGGGAUUGUUCCUGUUUGUAAGGUUGUUUCCAGUUGAACUUUGAAGUAUUCAUCCCGAUGAAUAAAGCUGAGUGGUGUCUCUCUC